CGCUCGCGUCCUCACGGCAAGGACCCCACGGAGGGCUGCCCGGCCGAACGCCUGAAGGACCCCGCUUAGUCGGCAAGGCCAGCUAUCGCAGUGCCUGGUGGCCGCGCGGGGAGGUCCAGGUGACUCGGACCCGAACUCCAGCUGGACUGGAACUCUGAAUAGACCAGAAUCUGGGGUGGCUUAGGCCUCGGCCGGUUCGCGUGGCUGCAGGCCUAGAGAAACGGAGGAGCAGAGAGGGAAGGAGGCGCUGCCAAAAGCUGAGGCUGGGAGCCUGCGGUAUUGGAAGGCGGAGCCUCGGGUGUCGGUGGGAGGAGAAGGGCUGCAGGUUCCGGAGGCACUUGGGAGGACAAGGGGCGUGGCUGGCGCCCUCCGGGAAGCAGAGACCUAGGCACCCUUGUGGGGGCAAACGCCCAGGCAGCUUCUAAAAUUUGUAAUUGUCUAAUGGCGCGAGUUUAAGUUGAGCGAGUUUCUCGACCUUUCAGCAUUUGCUGUAAACCAAGAGCCAGGACAGGCAUAAUUUAGCUGGCCUUAGGACUGCCUCCCCAGAAUAGCUCCCAGCACCCUGGCUUUGGAAUAGGUGGAUCAGAUUCAUUAAUUAACAAAUACUGUGGGAACAGUUUUUGUACCCUUGUAGCAAGGCUGUUUGGGAAUGUAAAUUAUAAAUUCUCUGAUGGGAGUACUGGCAGAGACAGGAGGGAGAUGACUUCGAUCUUGCGGAGCCCUCAGGCACUCCAGCUCACUCUGGCACUGAUAAAGCCUGAUGCAGUUGCUCACCCACUGAUUCUAGAGGCUAUUCAUCAGCAGAUUCUGAGCAACAAGUUCCUUAUUGUACGAAUGAGAGAACUUCUGUGGAGAAAAGAAGAUUGCCAGAAGUUUUAUCAAGAGCAUGAAGGACGUUUUUUCUAUCAGCGGCUGGUAGAAUUCAUGGCCAGCGGGCCAAUCCGAGCCUACAUCCUUGCCCACAAAGAUGCCAUCCAGCUCUGGAGGACAGUGAUGGGACCCACCAGAGUGUUUCGAGCACGCCACAUAGCCCCAGAUUCAAUUCGUGGGAGUUUUGGCCUCACUGACACCCGUAAUACAACCCAUGGCUCUGAUUCUGUGGUUUCAGCCAGUAGAGAGAUUGCAGCCUUCUUCCCUGACUUCAGUGAACAGCGAUGGUAUGAGGAAGAGGAGCCCCAGUUGCGAUGUGGGCCUGUGCACUACAGUCCAGAGGGAGGCAUCCACUGUGCAGCUGGAACAGGAGGCCCAGGGCCAGCCUGACGCAGGCCUCUUGGUCUGUGAAGACUGAUGGCAUUGCCCAUCCUUUCCUAGACCUCUGGUCCACAGCAUUCUCUUAGAACCAGGGAGGCCUGGGGCUCAUCACACCAUCUCUGCAGGGCACUGCCACCUGCCGGAUAGCUACCUCCUCACUGCCAACUCUUCUAGAAUCUAACUGUCUACCUCUUCUCUGGAAUAUUGAUGGGUGGUUCAGAGGAAUGAUGGCUCCUUUUUUUUUCUAAGAACUCUUCAUCCUUUUUCAAGCAGAAGCUUGCCUAGCUGACUUGCCAAAAAGAUGCAGUGACUCUGUAUUAGUAACAUUUGUCCUGUUUUCCUUAAUAAAAGUCAGUGUUCUACUGAAUUCUC
Molecule: messenger RNA, 1623 nt
Organism: Sus scrofa (pig)
Lineage: Eukaryota; Metazoa; Chordata; Mammalia; Artiodactyla; Suidae
Gene: NME6
Product: NME/NM23 nucleoside diphosphate kinase 6
Biological process (GO): GTP biosynthetic process; UTP biosynthetic process; negative regulation of cell growth
Cellular component (GO): mitochondrion
Molecular function (GO): nucleoside diphosphate kinase activity
Source: RefSeq, a predicted model, not a curated record